UCGGCAACUAAAAAAAACUCGAUAAACAAACAUUAUGAAAAGUGUUCAAUGAAAUUGAUUUUGAUUGAAUUCACUCUUGUAAUCAACUCGGCUACUGAUUGAUCAGUUAUCCAACAUUAAAACUAUCGCCAAGAUCUAUCAAUAAAAGCAUAAUAUAAACACCCUUCUAGAACUUAAUGUUGGUUUUUUUGAAAACUUAAUUUUAUCUUUUAUCGAUAAGUUAAAAAAAAACAAAAACAUUAUUUUGAUUUCUUUUAUAUAGUCGAAGCUUAUUUAACUGAAGAUAAUCUUAAAAAUGAUUAUAAUUUAUCUAAAUAUGAAUGUGAUAAUGAUGGUUGGAUACCAAUUGAACAUUUAAAUCAUUUAAAUAAAUUAUCAACAUAUAAAUAUGAUACUAUACUUAAUGCUUUAUGUUCAAAACGAUCAAAUAUAAUUGAAAUAAAUUUUCAUCAACCAAUAUGUAUACGUCGUCGACGUCAACCAUUAUUACAAACAUCAAUUGAACAUAAUCCAAAUUUAUAUCGAACUGUUGUUGUUAAUGGUUUACCACGUGAUGUUAAACAUGAAGAAUUAGUUGAAUUUUUUAAUCGUUUUUAUCCUGUUUAUAAAAUAAA
Messenger RNA from Rotaria sp. Silwood2, 614 nucleotides. NCBI's taxonomy places the organism in Eukaryota, Metazoa, Rotifera, Eurotatoria, Philodinida, Philodinidae. The record is from the annotation of a GenBank genome assembly.